Electrophorus electricus (electric eel) is the source of this 16495-nucleotide messenger RNA. Its product is annotated as putative E3 ubiquitin-protein ligase HERC1. NCBI's taxonomy places the organism in Eukaryota, Metazoa, Chordata, Actinopteri, Gymnotiformes, Gymnotidae. The record is from RefSeq and is a predicted model, not a curated record. Gene Ontology annotation, molecular function: ubiquitin-protein transferase activity; protein binding.
UUCCUUAGCUAGCUGGGCUUAGCUAGCGCUAGCUGGCUGUUAAGCAACAUUUCAACGGGACGGUGACAGAAAAACAUUUCGAUAUAAGCAACUGUCCUCAUCGUUACAGUUCCCAAACCUCGAAGAGGUAGCCAGGUUAGGUGUGUAAUGUGGCCGCUCUGUAAAAUCCGUUUUUUUUAACCGGUGCUAGCUAGCUCCAGGACGUUUAAAGCUCUCCUCAGGGAGCAGCGCUGCCGAGUCGUAACGGCGUGACAGGGUUGACAGCUGCGGGCCCCUGUGUGUGUGAGGAUAAUGUGCAGAUAUGGUGCCUUGUCAGACCCACGUGAUGCUACAGUGGCAGGAGCACCUGAACGGCUCUUGGGCCGUGGAGGACAGCAUGCGCACGGCCACCCGGCCCGGCGCAGCCCUGCUGUACAGCAAGCUGCUCCAGAGCAAGGAGCUGGUGGGCCUGGCUCAGCCCAUGCAGGACCUGCUGGGACCGCGCCUGCCGGACUUCCAGCAGGACGUUGGCGCUGAUGAGGAGCGGGAGGGCUACCUAUCCGCCCUGCUGCACAGCCAGCGGUGCCUGGGUCGCCGCGUGCUCGCCCGCACGCCCUACGCCCUGUCCCUGCAUCACCGGCUGCUGGUGCUGCAGAGGGUCUACUACGCACUCCACAGCAAGUACCACGACCGCUUCCGCGCAGCCCCGGCGCCACCGCCGCCGGCCUCCUCUGCCGUGGAUGGGGGUGCCCUGGAGCCUGCGGCCGAGCCAUGGCAGGCGGGCGGGGGGCGCGUCAAGUCGGGCACGGACGUGCUGAUCGAGAUGGGCGUGCGCACGGGCCUGAGCCUCCUGUUCGCUCUGCUCCGGCAGAGCUGGCAGCACAGGGGCGUGGAGGAAACGUCUGACGCUGCCCUCUGCAACGAGGUGCUGGGCACCGCUUCCUCCGUGCUCGCUGCCCUGCCCCCGCUCUCGCUGGCCAACGAGAACAAGAUCCCGGCAGUGGGGUUGGACUGCUUGGCUCAAGUGAGCGAUUUCUUGAAGAGGACAGCAGUGAGCAGCUCCGGGGCGGACCGGGCCGGCCGCCGCCUGGCGCUGGAGCUCCUCCUGGGCCUUGCCGUGCAGAGGGGCUCUCUGCGCUUCCUCCUGGAGUGGGUGGAGGUGGCUCUGGCUGCCUCUUCUCCGUUUUCCUCAUCGUCACCGUCCUCAUCGUCAUCAUCUUCAUCGUCACCUUCCUCUUCGGAGCCGCUGGGCGUCGGCUAUGAGCUCAUCACCCAGAUCAUGCUGCAGAUAUGGCAGUAUUCGGGUUUUCGUGGUGAUGUUGCCAACACUCAGGUGCUUAAGAAGGACGCAGAUGGCCUCUGCAGUCUCUCACAUGCAGCGCUCUGUCUCCUGGAGGAGAUCUGCGCCCUGGCGUCGAGCUGCCUGUGCUCUUGCAGUGUGGGCUCAGUCCCCAGCUCUGAGGGGGACGUGGUGCAGGUGUACGUGUGGGGCAGUAACAGCAGUCACCAACUGGCUGAGGGCACUCUGGAGAAGAUCCUACAGCCCAAACUGGCACACGGCUUUAGCCACGCACAGACGAUCGAGGCUGGUCAGUACUGCACCUUCUCCGUGUCGGCCGACGGCUCUGUGCGGGCCUGCGGUAAGGGCAGCUAUGGCCGUCUGGGCCUGGGCGACUCCAACAACCAGGCUGUGCCCAAGAAGUUGGCACUGGACCCCCCGCGCGCCGUGUGCAAGGUGUCCUCGUCCAAGGGCUCGGAUGGGCACACGCUGGCCGUCACGGCCGACGGCGAGGUCUUCAGCUGGGGCGACGGAGACUACGGCAAACUGGGCCAUGGUAACAGUGCCACGCAGAAGUACCCCAAGAUUAUACAGGGCCCCCUGCUUGGGAAGGUGGUGGUGUGUGUGUCUGCUGGCUACAGACAUAGUGCAGCAGUGACCAGUGAUGGAGAGCUGUACACCUGGGGAGAGGGAGAUUUUGGCCGGCUUGGCCACAGUGACAGUCACAGUAGGAAUGUCCCCACCCUGGUGAAGGACAUUAGCGGGGUGGGCCAGGCUGCCUGUGGUAGUUCUCACACCAUCGCUGUGUCACAGGACGGCCGUGUGGUCUGGUCCUUCGGAGGCGGAGACAACGGGAAACUUGGACAUGGGGACACGAAUCGUGUGUAUAGGCCCAAAGUGAUUGAAGCUUUGCAUGGUUACAUUAUCAGGAAAGUGUGUGCUGGCAGUCAGUGCUCACUGGCAUUAACUUCUGCAGGACAGGUGUUUGCCUGGGGCUGUGGUUCCUGUCUGGGCUGUGGCUCAUCUGAAACCACGUCUCUCAGGCCCCGCUUCAUAGAGGAGCUGAGCAUCACCAAGGUCAUAGACAUCUCGUGUGGAGACAGCCACUGUCUUGCCCUGUCCCACGAAAAUGAGGUAUAUGCAUGGGGCAAUAACGCCAUGGGCCAGUGUGGACAGGGACACACAUCCACGCCAGUCACCAAGCCUAAGAAAGUGAUUGGUCUAGAAGGGCUGUCAAUCCAGCAGAUCACAGCAGGCACCUCCCACAGCCUGGCUUGGACAGCAGUCCCCACAGACAGGCAGCUGGUGGCGUGGCACAGGCCGUAUUGUGUUGACCUGGAGGAGAGCACGUUCACCUACCUGCGCAGCUUCCUGGAGCGCUACUGUGACAGCAUCAGCAGGGACACACCUCCACCCCCAUUCUCCUCAAAGAGGGAGCACCACCAGUUCGUGCUGCUGUGUCUGAAGCUGCUGUCCAGCCACCUGUCGCUGGCCCACGCUGGGGCCACUGGUGCGGCCGUGCUGGGGGCCCAGGGCAGGCCCCUCCGCAACCUGCUCUUCAGACUCAUUGACUCCGACGUGCCUGAACGCUUACAGCAGGAGGUGAUGAACACAUUGUCGAUCGGAGCGUCUCUCUUGCUGCCGCCUCUCAGGGAGAGAACAGAACUGCUGCACUCACUCCUACCUCAGGGUCCAGAGAGCUGGGAGUCUCUCUCUAAAGGACAGCGUCUGCAGUUAGACAUGGUGCUGAACAGUCUCCAGGAGCAGAGCCACGUGGCUUGCCUGCUGGGGUUCAGCUCUCCGGGGGAGCUGGGUGCCGGCCUUGGCCUGCCCCCGACGCCGGACAGACCCACACACGCCUCCAGCUCCAGCACUGAGGCCCCAGACCACCUGCAUCUGGCUGAAGUCCUGCUCAAGACCCUCCUAUUAAGCAUAGGCUUCUACACGGAGCGUGCCUUUGGUGAGCUGGAGAAGAACAGUGACAAGCAGCAGUCUGUCUCUGCUCAGAAACAGACUGAAGCUCCAUCUCACUUCCACCACCUGCUGUCAGCACUGCACAAACACCUGCUGGCCCACUGUUACAUCUACACCAGCAUUGAGGACGACAGCAGUGUGAUGUUACUCCACAAGCACUUGUGUCUGCUGCUGCCAUGUGCGGGGGACACAUUCCAGAGGUCCACCGUUCUGCUGAAGGAAAGCUCACUGGACAAGCAUGUGAUUAAUAAACUACACACUGUGCUGUUUGGCUCAGUAGCAGGUAGUCUCCUGUGUCAGGUGAUGUACUCUGUGCUGUUGCUGCCUCUGGCUGUGGUUAAGCCCCUCCUCCCCCACCUGCUCACCCUGCUGGAGCACCUGAACACUCUGAACUGCUACCUGCCCUACACCUGUGUGCUGGAGGAGCUGGAGCUGGAGGACACGGCUCAGGAGGGACCAGAGGUCACAGCCCCCGCCCUUGACUCUGAGACACAUGACUGGGCAUGGCUUUUGGACUUAGAGAGGUGUGUGGCACUGGCGAUUGGUCGAUGCCUGGGUGGGAUGCUCCAGGGCCCUCCCCCUUCCAUCCAGGAAAAGAUGGCAGAGUUUUGGCUCUCGAACCCACUGCUGAGGAAUGGACUCGAGAUGAACGCCGAACGGCUGGACUGGGCCAUUGGCCGGCUGGGUGAGGCGGCGCCGCUCGGCUGCGGGGACACCUGGCUGACCGAACUGCAUCUGUCUGCUGAGAAUGCCACGCUGGUGGAGCUGGCGCUGGGUUCCCCUCGAGAGCCCGCCAGCGCCCUCUGGAGGAAGGUGAAGGAGUACGCCGCCAGCCGAGACUGGGACGGUGGAGUUACAGUGGGAGAUGCUCUGCUGGAGACGGCAUGUCGCUGCAGUCUUGCUGCUCUGCUGAAGCACACAGGCCUGCAGGACGUGGCCUACCGGCAGGACAGGUACGAGCCCUGUGAUGUGCUCAUAGAGGUCUAUGAGGCAGUGUACAAGAUCCGCAACACUCUUCUUUUUCACAAAGACAACCCUGGAAAUGCAGGCAAUACACUUCCUACGAUGGUCACUAAACAGAGCUCGGCAGAAUCCCAGAGCCCAGGAGAGGAUGGGCAGGAGGCGGGUGUAUCUGGAGAGCAGACAGGGAGAGAACCGGAGACAGGCGGCCAGGACGUGAACAUAGCCGAACACAACCAGGACGAUCCUCCAGAGGACGAGACACCCAGCAUCAGUAUGUACUUGCCGGAGGUGCUCCAGUCCUUCCUGGCUACACGUGAGGCGAUGCAGCUGCAGCAGAGCGAGACGCUGUACGAGUCCUCGGGCACCAGCACCCUGCCCAGCAGCACAGAGAGCCCAGGCAGCCCUGACAGAGGGCCAGCACACAGGCCCUGGGACAUCCAGCCCCCGGCCCAGCACAGCCUGCCCUUCUCCACAGCCUGCCACCUCGUGGUCAACCGCUGUCUCUUCCUGCUGCUGGGUGUCAGGCCAGCCUGGCAGGACCAAGGCCGGUCUGUGGAGACACACACCGAGAGCACCACCAGGGGACCGACAUACUUUUUUGAAGACCAAGGCAUCAGAGGAGAGUUUUCUGCUGCUCCGGACGGUCUGAAGCACAGUGAGAGAGAGAAGCCAGACCAGUCUGUGAGCUCCUCUGCUCCAGCCAAGAACAAGAUUGGUUUACCGUUGUGUUCUCUGGGCAUCAUGAAGGGUGCCUGGGAGAGACUACGCCAGUGUAUCAGCCCCACUGUACCGCUGACCACAGAGACUGAGACUGCACCCUUGCUGGAACAGGUGCUGAGCUUCUUGUGUGAGGGACUAUUGAGGACAUCUGCCUUGGUGGAGAGGGUGUCGGGUUGCCAUGCCGACCCCAGAGCCAUCCCUCUGGCCAUGACGCAGCAACAGCAGAGGGCUGAGAUGCGUCUUGAGGCCUUGUGUCAGAUCUCUUCCUUCCUGGCUGAGAUGGAGGAGAAGAGCGGUGAGCUUGGCUCUGUGGCACCCCCACGCUUCCCAGGUCUCCUGCAGUCGGUGCAGCUCUACUUUCUGUCCGGCUGUUUUGGGCUGGGAGCUCCCAUCACAGGCAGUCAGACAGCACCCAGCGACAGGAUGUACCACUACACUGCUGGCACCCAGUCGGCCUCUAUGAGUGCCCAGAGAGAGCUUCAGGCUGCAGCACACACACUCUACCAGCAGGUGGUGUGUGUGCUCAAGCAAAAAGUAGCCCUGGAGAAGAGGCAGAAGGGCUCGUGCCAGCACCUGAUACUGGCUGCCGUGUUUGCGCUGAACUUCCAGUACCAGCCGGCGGACCUGGUGGUGAUGGUGAGACAGGGUGUGCUGGAGCUUCUGGCUGUGCUGACCCAGAACACCUGUGUACAGGUGAGCCAGCGCUGGCUGGCUGCGUCCGCCUCUGGGAAUGCCCUGCUGGGCGGAGCUGUGAGACUGGCCUCCGCACGCCUCCUUCAGAGCAUCGUCAUGACCGCCAGCUCCUAUGAUAGUGCCUUGCCACUGGAUGUGUCCCAGGCUUUGAUGGACGUGAUGUGUGAACAGCUACAGGGUCUGUUACACACACUCCACCAGCAGGAGGCGCUGGAGAGCAGAGUGGAGGUUGACUCUGAGCAUGAGCUCAGUCCGAGAGCACAGAGGUCAGAGGUGUGGCGCAGUAGUAAAGUUGCGGAGUCCCAGCUUGCCGACUUCCUGGUCUUCCUCCGGCGUGUCCUGUCGCUAAGCACCACCCAGAGAGCAUCAUCCAUCUCCAGGUGGAUCGAGCCUCUCAUGACCAUCGUGUCCUACCACAGCUCCUCAGGUAACCCUCGCUUCCGUAACCUCCGCACGAAACUCUUGGCCUUCCACAUCCUGGAGGCGUUACUUCCCGCAUGCACGGACCCGCUGCACAUGAAGCAGAUUGUGGAGCGUCUAUUUGACCUUCUCUCCGCCUACAUGUGGGAGGAGCCUCUGGCAAUGAAGACAAACGCAGAAAAUAUGCGUGAUGGUUCAAAGAAGGAGAGCAUCAGUGAGGACGAGUGUAUUCCUAUUGGUGAUUUCUCCUUUGAUCCUCACAAACUGGUCUGCUGUUCUCUGGAGAGUGGGAACAUUCUCUCUCAUGGCUCAGGGGGCAAAGGUUAUGGCCUGUCCACUACCGCCAUCACUGCUGGCUGCUUUGCCUGGAAGUUCUACAUCACGAAGGAGAACCGUGGCAAUGAGGGUACGUGUGUGGGCGUUUCCCGCUGGCCCAUCAGCGACUGUAACCACCGCACCACCACAGACAUGUGGCUGUACCGCGCCUACAGCGGCAGCCUGUACCACGGGGGUGAGCUGGGCCGCGCUCUGCCCUCCUUCACCCAGGGCGACACCAUCACCUGUGUCCUGGACAUGGAGGCACACACCAUCUCUUUCGCCAAGAACAACCGGGAGCCCAAGCUGGCGUUUGAGGGGGUGGACGCCACCGAGCUCUACCCCUGUGUGCUCUUCUACAGCAGUAACCCAGGAGAGAAGGUGGCGCUGUCUGACCUUCAGAUGCGGGGAAUGCCCAGUGACCUGUUGCCGGGUGACCCCCUGUGCAGCCCGCGGGUCACUGUGCUGCUAGAGGCCAGCGUGCACCUUCUGAGGAGGCUCCAGCAGAGUGAAGACUGGGCUGCACCCAUCAGCCUGCACAUCACACACAGGCUGAAACGCAUUAGUGCUGUCCUGAGGGAGGGAGCGCAGAGUAGACACGGUGUAGUGGGGGAGAGAGAAAGGAGUCCCCGGGACAGCUGCACCUCCACAGCGAGUCCCGAGCUGCUCGCUGGCCCCGCCUGCCUGUCUGACACCCAGCUCAGCGUGCUGUGUGCGGAGGUGUGGCCUGUCCUGGCCCUGAUCGGAGGAGUGGACAGUGGGCUCCGGGCGGGCGGGGCUUGUCUGCACAUGCCCAGUGGGCGUCGGGCCACUCUGUUAGGAGUGUUGAAGGAGGGCAGUAGCCUGGCAAAGUUACAGUGGGAGGAGGUGGAUGUGAGUGUGAGCUUCCUGAAUUCUUGGUCACCCAGUGACACGCCGCUCUCGUCCCUGGAGCCCUGGGACACAUCUCAGCUGGACAUGACCCGCUGCGCGGGCCUCACCCCUGCCGUGCUCUUUGACCUCAUCCUUCUGACGGGCGUGCUAGAGGAGGAGCCUGAGUCCGGGGACGGAGCUGGAGCGGUUUUGGGGAGGUCCCGGGACCCGAGCGUCUCGGAGGACGGCCCACGGAGCGAUUUGGAGCAGCGACUGGACGAAGACAUCGCACGCGUGAUGAUGCUGGACGAAGGAACGCCCGUUCCACUGGAUGACACGAAGCGGGAGGAUGAAGCGCGACAAGGAGAAAUGGACUCCCCCAGCUCCCCGAAACCCUCUGCAGAUGAGCAGAACAUCGCCCCCUGCCUGCCAGCACAGCCUAAACCAGACUUAUUUGCCCUGGAGCUUCGCGCCGUGCGUGUGUCUUACCUCCUCCUGGGGGCGCUCAAGUCCCUGGCUGUGAUCCUCAACUGCAGCAAGUUCACCGACCUCCUCCUGGUGCCCCGAGCGGAGGGGGCGGUGGGCCCCGGGCUGGGCACCCCCGACCCGGGCAGGUGCCCCGCCGCUGGCGAGCAGAGCGGCGAAGUGCGGCCCAUGCUGCAGCUACUGGUGCGCAGCAUGGUGAAGUGGGCCGUGAGACCCUGCCCCAUCAAGCAGCCCGUGACCCUGGCUGACCUGGAGCGAGCGCAGGUCAUGAUCUUUAAAGGUGCCGUCAGCAGGUUGCAAGAGGACGGUGCUGGGAAAGACAACAAAGAUCCAGCAGGCCAUGCCUCCUCCCAGCCGGUGUCAAAGUCUUCCAGUUCCAUCUCUCUGCACAGCAACGGUUCGGAUGGGACCGCCAUCUUCGGCCAGUCGGCUUCCUCCUCCACCAAUGACCUGACAACUUCCCUCCUCACUGCUCUGCAGGCUGACGGCCUGGAGAACUUUAACCCUUUCCUUCCCAUCAGCCUCCUACAGCGGAUGGUCCUGGCCCGCUUCCCUGCACUGGCUGGUCUGGUCCACAGCCCCAUGCUGCCUCCGGGACUCACGCUUGCAGGCUCCGCCUCCUGCACAGGAUUUGCUGAACAGCAGACCAGCUUCCUGGAGCCCUGCAGCCAGACCAGGACCCCUGUGGACCACCCCCAGGUGUUUGUGCCUGUAGGGUUGUUGGAAAUGGGCUUCUCUGUCAGACACAUCUACAGGGCCAUGGAGGCGGCAGGGGUCACGGGGGAGGUGGACUCUGCCACGAUUGAGAUGCUGGCUAGCUGGAUGCUGGAGCAUCCCCUGACUGAGGACCAGCUGGCAGCAGGGGGCGCCACUGAGACGCCCUCGUCAGAUGGACCAGACACAGUACAGUGCCCAGAGUCCCCAGCUGUGCUCAGGGAACCCAACGAGAGUCUGUUAGCUGGCCUGGAUCUGGUGGAGAGGGAGAACUUCCUAGACGUCCAUCUGACGAGGAACCGGCCUCCCCCUGCGCGGAGACAACGCUCGGGACUGAGCCAGCGCACCUCCUUCAGGAGAGCAGACUCUCCGUCGCCCAGCCCGGUGCCCACCCUAUAUAGGCAGGAAAUGGGCGUGCCGGAAUGGCCUGAGAGGGCGGAGACUCACCCGUUUGCGGCGGAGGAGGAGGCGGAGCUUGGCUACAUGGACGACUCCUACCAGGAGGAGCCGUACGAGGAGCUACUGACGCCGGAGUUCAUCAGCUCCGAGCGGGACACGGUGUGGAUGGUGGAGGGAGGGGAGGACCCCUCAGAGGCUCGUGAGAUGGUGGAGUGUGAGCUGUGCAACACCCUCACCAUGCGCUUCAACGCCCACAUGAAGUGCCACCACCCCGGCUGCGGCCAGAGCGCCGGCCGCCGCGGUUACCGCAGCAACGGAGCCUACGUGGACGGCUGGUUCGGUGGCGAGUGCGGCUCUGGCAGCCCCUAUUACCUGCUAUGCUCCACCUGCAGGGAGAGAUACCUGCAGGCCAGCCUGGGAGAGCUCAGCUCCAGACGGGACAGAAUGAGGGGUCCGGCAUCAGAUCUGAUUGGUCAGCUGGACAGCACCUCUGAUGAUGAGUGGGAUCCCGGGUACCAGGAUGACUCGGACUGUGAGCGUCUAACGGGUUUGGAGGAUUUUGGGGUUCUGCUGAGGCCACUGGGGCUCAGUGAGAAGAAGUUGAUCCCUGACCCUAUCCUCUUCUCUGAGCCCGACCCGCUCGGGGCCCUCAUCACAGGAGACAAACAGCUGCAGUACAAAGGUGUCGGCGUGGUGAGUACUGAGCUGAAGGCUCCGGCGUGUGUACUCACUCUGGGGGAACAGGCAGCCUCUCUGCGGGAGCCCCAGGACAGAUUGGUGGCCCUGCGCAGAGUCACCACCACCGCGCAGGUCCUGCUGGCCUACAGCAUUGUGCUCAGAGCCCUGUCUCAGACCUCCACCAGUAGUUCAGUGUGUAAUCAUUCCAGCGGUUUGGAGGCUCUGGGUCUAGGGGACAUUCGCAUCCUGGUGCGGCUAAUGUGCUUAGCAGCCGGGGGGCGUGUCCACAUGGGAGUGGACCAGCAGCCCAUUGGUCGGGGCUCUGCAAGUGACCAUUCAGGCUCUGCCUUCCUGUCCUUCCUCAGCUCUGCCAUUGGCAGCUUGGUGUCUCACAGUCCCACAGCAUACAGAGAGCUGGUGGACAUCUGCACACAGGACCUGAUGGCUGCUGCUACAGGUACCAGUCUGGGAGCCAUCGCUGACCCGCAGCAGAGAGUGCGCCUCGGCGGUAACCUGAAGGGAUCCCUGCGGGACACCAGAGAGCUCACACCACCCAACUUCCUGGUGACCCAGAGCCUGGUGUCGCUUCUGACGGAGAAAGGAGUUCGCUACCGCUACAGUGCAGAGAGAUCAGAGGUCACAGACGCCAAAGAGGCCGGCAGCCCUCUGACCCCGGGCCCUGUCCUGCCCCAGCCGGCAGUGCGUGUCGGGCCCCUGGAGCUGGCCAACGCCCUGGCCGCGUGCGCCCUGUCAGCUCGCCUGCUCUCCCGCCAUCGACAGUGGGCUGCACGGCAGGUGGUACAGGCGCUGGCCACCUCCGAGCGGGACAGUCCUGUACGGCCCCACAUCUACAGCGACAUGGCCGGAGACCUGCGCAAGUGUCCCGUCAGGAAGAUGGAGGCUCACCUCGGGAGGGUGACAAGCUGCAUUUGGAGUUCAGAGCAGGGCCUGCUGGCUACUGGCUCUCAGGACGGGACAGUUCGUCUGUGGGAUGUCUCUCCCAACACAUCCGACCUGCUCCACACACACACCUGCAGCAGUGAGGCUGCUGCAGGUUCAGAUAGCUCUGUGGGAACUCACCUGCUCUCCCAGGUCAUGUGGAGCUCACGAGGAACACUGUUGGCCACCUUCCAGAACAAACUCAUUAACAUCUGGACCGUCCGUGGCACCCAGGUUCACGCACAGGCCCAGCCCUCCUGGGUGACAGCCAUCUCCUGGGCCCAGAGUACCCCACCUUUCCCCGAUGAGAGCACCUCGGGCCAGCCGCACCCCGCCGAGAGCCUGCUGGUGGGCAGGCUGGACGGCUCCCUCUGCUGGCUGGAGGUCUUGGAGGAGGGAGGAGGAGGCCUUCGGGUCCGGAGCACAGAACUGCCUCAGUGCCAGAGAAAAGAAGCUCCUCAGUGCAUGGCCUGGUUCAGUACUGAUAAACCCUUUGCUGUGGGUUUCCCUGAUGGGAAGAUUCUGCUCGCGGUGGCUGAGAGCUAUGACACAGAACAGCCAAUACUGCUUACAGCAUUCAAUGACAGUGUCACUGUUCUAAAAUGGGACCCUACGGGUCACCUGCUUCUGUCGGCGGGUCGUUCGGAGGUCGUGAAGGUCUGGGGUCGUGCCGGCGGGUCAUGGGUCAUCCUGCACUCCCUCUUCCACACGGGCACGGUGAACACGGCUGAGUGGUGCCCACUUCCUGGCUGGGGCACUGAGCCGCGUCUCAUGAUGGCUGCCGGGUGCCAGAAUGGUCUCCUGUAUGUGUGGACUGUUCCACAAGGGGGCACUAGCGCAUCAGUGCCCAGUUUCCACGGCACCUUGGGCAGCCAGGAAAGGAGCGGCGUGGUGAAGCGUGGCAAUGUGAAGUGUGUGUUCAGACUGAGUGGACACAUCACAGCGAUAAAGACACUGUCCUUCUGUCCCAGUGGACUCGCUCUUGUCUCGGGAGGAAUUGGCGGACUCCUCAAUGUUUGGUCUCUGAGGGAUGGUUCAGUCCUACAGACUUUGGUGACAGGGCUGGGCUCAGUGGUCUGUACCACCUGGAUACCACAUGUGGGUGUUGCUGCCUGUUCUGGCAGGUCAAAGGACGUACUGCUGAUCCGAUGCAGUCCGGACUGGAUCUCCCAGAACCACGUCCUGGCCUCCUGCCGCACUGUACUGCGCACCCAGGGAAUUCUGGGACUGAACCGUGCGCCCUGCAUGGCUGUGUUCCUGGAGCGCCUCCCUCUGCUCAUGCAGGGGCAGUACACCUAUGAGAAGAGUCACGUGUUGGCAGGGGAUCAGCUGACUCACAGCAGUUUCAUGCAGAGUCUGGCCUCCCUGGCCGUGGGUCUGGGUCUGGACCAGCUACUGAGCCAGCAGCCUGUACCGCCCCACCACCACCCCGCCCUCACCAUGUCCGGCCCUGCCUCCCAGUCCGAAUGGGGCUGGCUCUCCGCCUUCGCCAUCACGGUUAAGAGUGCCGAGGCGAUAGCCCGUGGGACACCCUUCCCAGAAGCCUUUGGCGUGCCAGAGUUCCAGCAGCCUGCGGCCGCCGAGAUCUCCAGGGCCCUGGACAACAGCAAGUGGAGCUUCAUGAUGGACGAACAACUCAUGUCGUGGGCUAGUAACAGACCUGAGGAUUGGCAGCAGGGUGGGAAGAGUGAGGUGUAUCUGUGGGGUAAUGGCCGCUAUGGGCAGCUUGCUGACGCUGGCACCAACGUUUCGGUCCCCACCCUCGCUCCCUCUCUCUCUCAGACACAACAGGUGGUGUGCGGACAGAACUGCACCUUCCUGGUUCAGGUCAACGGGGCGGUCCUUGCCGUGGGGGAGGGCAGCUACGGUCGUCUGGGGCAGGGCAACUCUGAUGACCUGUACACGCCUACGGUCAUCUCUGCCCUGCAAGGCUACGUGGUAACUCAGUUGGUGACGUCGUACGGCUCGGACGGUCACUCUUUGGCACUGACGGAGACGGGCGAGGUGUUUAGCUGGGGUGACGGGGAUUAUGGGAAACUGGGCCACGGCAACAGUGAGAGGCAGCGAAGGCCCAAACAGAUCGAGGCUCUGCAGGGUGAAGAGGUGAUGCAGCUCGCGUGCGGGUUCAAACACUCCGCUGUCGUCACGGCUGACGGGAAACUCUUCACGUUCGGCAGCGGAGACUCUGGGCGCCUAGGUCAAAGGUCAACCUCUAACAAGCUGCUGCCAGAGAGGGUGGCCGCACUGGAGGGCUGCCACAUCGCACAGGUGUCGUGUGGCAUUAACCACACACUGGCACUGUCGUCGGACGGGAUGACCCUCUGGGCCUUUGGUGAUGGGGAUUAUGGGAAGCUCGGCACUGGACAUUGCACAGUCAAGUGCUAUCCCCAGAAAGUGGACGCACUCUGUAAUAAGGGCAUAAAGAAGGUGGGGUGUGGGACGCACUUCUCGGUGGUGCUGACCAAAGACGGACACGUGUACACGUUUGGUCAAGAGCGUCUCAUAGGGCUUCCCGACUCCAUGCUGAAGAACCACAGCUGGCCACAGGUGGUACCUGCACUGGAGGGUGUCUUCAUUGAGGACAUCGCCAUGGGCUGUGAGCAUGUCCUUGCCCUCUCCAACACUGGAGAUGUGUACGUGUGGGGCUGCAACUGUGAGGCUCAGUUGGGUCUGGGUCACUCCAGUCCUGUGAAGGAACCCACACUGGUCACAGCUCUUCAGGGCAAGAAUAUCAGACAAAUCUCUGCUGGCCGGUGCCACAGCGCAGCCUGGACUACACCGUGUUCAUCAUCCAGGAGCUCAGGUUCGGCGGUGUUGCGUGUGGGUCUGCCCCAGGCCGUGCCGCCCCAGUACAACACCCUGAGGGGCUGCAGUCCGGAGCAGCUGGCCACACGUCUGCGGGUGCUGCACCACUUCUCUGACCUCAUGUACAGGUCAUGGAGGCUCCUGAACCUGGACCCACGCAACCAGGUGCCCUCGUCCCGCUACAGCGUGGGCACAGCUGCCAUUGUGCAAGGCCAGCUCCGCGGCCUCCUGUCCCCCAAGGUCAACACACUGCCCCUGGUACGCUCCAUCGGCCGGACCAUGACUCAAGGCAAAACCUACGGACCCCAGGUCACCGUCAAGAGAAUCUCCACCAGGGGGCGCUCCAGCAAGCCCAUCUUUGUGCAGAUUGCUAAGCAGGUGGUGAACGUGAACCCUUCAGAACUGCGUCUGCCCUCCAGGGCCUGGAAAGUCAAGCUGGUGGGCGAGGGGGCGGACGACGCAGGGGGCGUGUUUGAUGACACCAUCACCGAGAUGUGCCAGGAGUUGCAGUCUGGUGUGGUUGAUCUCCUCAUUCGCACUCCCAAUAGUUAUGCAGAUGUGGGCAGUAAUACUGAUAGGUACCUGCUGAACCCGGCGGCCGUCUCUGAUGAGCACAUGGCGCAGUUCCGUUUCCUGGGCAUCCUGUUGGCGGUGGCCGUGCGUACCAGAAAGCCCCUGGACCUGCACUUGGCCCCGUGGGUGUGGAAACAGUUGUGCUGCAUCCCGCUGGGCGGAGCCGACCUGGAGGAGGUGGACCUUCUCACCUACCGCUCCCUGCAGGGCAUUCUCCACUUGGACGACAGCAGCAUCGACGAGGAGAACUUCACAGUGAUGAUACCUCUGGACUCCUUCGUGGCCCACAGUGCCGACGGGAAGCUGGUGCCAGUGGUGCCCGGUGGGCAAAAUCUCCCACUGACAUUCCAGAACAGGACUGAGUAUGUGGAAAGGGCACUCGAGUACAGGCUGCAUGAGAUGGACCGACAGACUGCGGCGGUGAGGGACGGCAUGUCCUGCAUUGUCCCGGUUCCUCUGCUCUCUCUUCUGACGGCCCGACAGCUGGAGCAGCUGGUCUGUGGUCUGCCUGAGGUCUCCGUGGAGACGCUCAAGAAAGUGGUCCGAUACCGGGACAUCACCGAAAGCCACCAGCUGAUUGGCUGGCUCUGGCAAAGCCUGGAGGAGUUCACCAAUGAGGAGAGGGUGCUGUUUCUGCGUUUUGUUUCUGGCCGCUCCAGGUUACCAUCCAACCCGGCGGACAUCACGCAGAAGUUUCAGAUCAUCAAAGUGGAUCGGCCUGUGAAUGGCCUCCCCACUGCUCAGACCUGCUUCUUCCAGCUACGUCUGCCGCCCUACACCAGCCAGGCAGUGCUAGCCGAGCGCCUACGCUACUCAAUCCACAACUGUCCCUCUAUAGACAUGGACAACUACAUGCUGUCUCGCAACACGGACCCCGCUGAUGUCUCGGACACAGAGCACUGAUGCCCUACCCCUAGCAUGAUUGCCCUAGCCCGGCACAUUGGGGUUUAAAAUGCCUUUGGUUUGGUCUGGGUUUAUUUUAUUUCUUCUUUUUUAUUGUCUCUGGUUACUCUUUCUUACUGGUGCGAUAAAGAAGUGUGUCUCUCCUGUGGUUCCAGCCAAGAGCCCUGGAACAGUCCACUAUAUAUUUAUUUGAAUUCUCUGCUUGAUACAGAAUAUUUCAAAUGUAAGUCUUGGCUACAAGAAAAUACUUUAAAAGAAAAAAUCGAGGCAGGAAAAUAUGAAUGUACAAACUUGCAAGCGUAUAAACUGAAAUAGUACAUGGUCUACGUUCAGGGUCCGUAAAGGCCUGUAUCUCGAAUAGCUGCUAUGAAAGGUUGGCUUGACAGAGGGGUGAGGUGGGUUUACUGUCACGGGCUCCCGGAUGGCUGUCCUCUCCACCACCUCAGAGUGUUUGGACCUGGGACGGAUGUUGAGCAUGAGAUGAAGGGCAGGGAGGGUGUUUGGGUCUGUGUAGAACAACUUGUGUUUAUUACGUCUCACUGAAACUCAGACUGGGGCUUCCAAACUUGAGUGAAUGUAUAGUCGCAAAAUGCCUACAUGCGCAUGUCCACUCCUGCAUGGACAUAACUAUGGCAAGCAGUUUUAACAUUUAUUGAUCUGAACAAAUUUGCAUUAAAUAUUUCUGUAAUUCAUUUAUAACUAGACAUAACACCAAUUCAAGAUAUCACUAAUUACAUUUUGACCAGAAUGAAUGACGUCACGUUUGCAGUUGGUUUGUAAGGGAGCUUCAAUUCAAGAUAUCUGAAAUUCAUUACUGAUGACAUACAAUAUAAAUUUAAGAUAUGCAGUAUAUUAUCACUUGUCAUAAUGCAAAUUAUAGAUAUGUUCACUUUGCUUUUGUUUAGUUGUAAGUCUAAUUCAAGAUAUCUCACAAUUUAAGUUCCUAAAUGUAUUUUUAGAUAUCUGAAAACAAACUUUCACUAGUGCAAAUUAAAUUGUAGAUAGCUUGAAUGUAAAAUAUGACUAGUCAAAACUGAAUUAAAGAUAUCCUGGGUUUGAUGUAGACUUAGUCUAAAGUCCUUUUAAGAUAUCUGCAAAGAAAUGAUGGAUAUCUUGAAUGUGUUGUAAACUUGUAUCUUGAAAUAUUAUUCUGACUAGUCAGAUGUACGUAACAGAUUUAUGUAGCCGAUUUUAGCACGAAAACCCACCCCUGUGGUGGAAUAAAUAAUACACUUUGUUAGUUUUACUCUGUAAAAAGGGUUUAGUAUAAACUUUACACCCUAACUUAUGUUUGGACUGACAGAUUCGUGUAGUUCCCUUUUAAUGUUAAUGAUCAACUGAUCAAUUCAAAAUGUGUUACACGGUCCAUAAUGCAUACGAUUUCUCAGAUAUCUGAAAAUGUCGUUUAUACUAGACGAAUGAUCUAAUUAUCAUUUCGGUUUUCUGACGCUUCAAAUGACGAUCCUGAUGAUGUAAUUGAAGAUCUUAAAAUAUAUUUUGACUCCUCAAAAUGUAAUUGUUGAUAUCUUAAAUUUCCAUUCUUACUAGCAGGAUUGUUAAUGCAGAUCCUUAAUUGUCAUUUUGAAUAGUCAAUUCGAAAUCUUACUAAUCAAAAUUCCUUUGUGGAUGAUUUCAUUAAAUUUUAUUAUGGGUAGUCAGAUGAAACCGACUAUAGGUUAGAACCGCUUGCCACACAUGUCCAGUCCUACACGCACAUGUUCACUCCUACAUGGACAUACCCACUCCUACACACACACAUCCAGUCCUACACACACACAUCCACUCCUACAUGGAUAUACCCAC